GCGCCUCGCCACCUCCCGCGGCAGAGCCAGAGCUGCGCGGUCCGGAGCGCGGCGGCGGCGGCGGCGGCGGCUGCGGCGGCGCUGGAGUAUCUGCCCCGCAAGCCGGGGAGAGGGGUGAGCGAGCGCGCUCCUCCUCCCGCGCCUUCCGCCCCCUCUCUCCCCCUCUCCCCUCUGCUCGCUUUCCCUUCCCUCCCUUCUUCUCUUUUCCUUCUUUCUUUUCGCGUCCCCCCCUUCCCCUUUUCUCUCUCCCUGUCCAUUCGUUUGUAAAUUCCCGUUUUCUGCCCCCUCAAUCGCUCUCCCACUCCCCCCUCCCCUCCCCACUGUCACUCUCUCUCUGCCCCCCUCUCUCCUCUCAUUUGCCUGUUCAUCUCCAAACGUGGAUCCGCGGCUCCCGGAGGAGCCCAGCGCCCGGAUACCGCGCGCCCGGGGCACCUGGAGUCCGGCCGGCGGCGGCCCGAGCCUGGCCAGCGGCGGCGGCGGCGCGAGCGGCGGGAGCCGAGGGAGCGGCAGCCCCGACCGCGGGCACCGCGGGAGCUCCGGUGGCAGCGGCCGCUGCCGAGAUGUCCCGGCGAAAGCAGAGCAAACCCCGGCAGAUCAAACGGCCGCUAGAAGAUGCCAUUGAGGAAGAAGAAGAGUAUCCAUCAGAGGAAACGGACAUCGUCUCAAAGGGGGACUUUCCAUUGGAGGAGAGCUUUUCCACAGAAUUGGGGCCUGAAAAUCUGAGCUGUGAAGAAGUGGAAUACUUUUGUAACAAAGGCGAUGAUGAAGGAGUCCAGGAGACGGCUGAAUCAGAUGGGGACACACAGUCAGAGAAACCAGGACAAACUGGAGUUGAGGCAGAUGACUGGGAUGGACCAGGAGAGCUGGAGGUGUUUCAGAAAGACGGGGAACGAAAAAUUCAGAGUCGGCAGCAACUUCCUGUGGGAACAACCUGGGGGCCAUUUGCUGGGAAGAUGGACCUGAAUAAUAAUUCCUUGAAGACAAAGGCUCAGGUCCCAAUGGUGCUGACUGCUGGUCCCAAGUGGCUACUGGAUGUGACUUGGCAAGGAGUGGAAGACAACAAAAACAACUGCAUUGUGUACAGCAAAGGUAAAUGCAAGAUCCUUUCUCUCUCUCUUUGGAAGUAUUGAAACCUGAGCGUUGCAAAAUAGGGCCAAACGAGCUGUAAUGGGAGUACAAAGUAAAAUUUGAUCCUCUCUCUUCCUUUUUCCCUUAUGAAUCUUUCCAACCUGUAUUUGCAGCAAAGCUAUUGUUUCGUUUCGUUUCAUUUUCUGUGCAACAGAAAACAAAAAAGUAUUACACCAUUAACUACUUAGCACCUCACGCAUUUUCCUAAACUCUAUUUGAGUGGCUUGACUAGUACCUUCCUUGCUGUUAGUUUUUUUGAUAGCCUGGUUUAAUGAAAUCCCAGAUUCCUGUCUCAGGCGUUAUCUAUCAAAAAGUGAAUUCCUUUUGAAAUUGAGCAGUUCGGGUCAAGGUGCAUGCUCCAGGAGGCACUACAUUCCAGCCAGUUUCUUGAAAUCACGCAGGAUGAGAGGACAGCUGAAAAGGUAACCGUUGCACAGACUGAGAUUCCUUCCCCACGGUGAUUUCUGAAGGGCAGGAGGCAAACAGGAAAGAGGAAGCGAUAGCUUGCAGAGCUCUGCCUUUGAUUUGCUCAGUGUGACACAACCUAGACUGCGUCAUAAAGCGACAUCCUGGCAGCAAAGGAGUCGCAGCUCCAUGAUGGUGCUUCAUGGGAUCAGCUCUCCAAAACAUGGGCCCUUCCUCGUGUUUGGUGUGGUUUGGGGGCGCUUUUCUCUUCAUUCAAGUUAUGGGCCCUGGCUCUGUACUCUUACAGUGAAAUCCCUAAUCUCUCUUCUUCGUAAAUAUUGCAAAACCUGUGCUUCUCAUGUUUGAUUUCUUUCAGCUUUCUUUUUUAACCAAAUAGACCUACUGAGAUCAAAGUUUUAUUUGCACAUUGAACCUAGAAACCAUAAAAGCAUACAAGGGAACAAGCAAAUAAGCACCCCUAUCAAUAUAUUAACGUAUAAAACACUAAUCAUAACAUCAAAGACUCUUAAAAACUUGCUAGAAACAAUUACAACUUGUUCCUAUAAUCAUUACAAUUUGUACACUUAUAAGAGGAUUGCCUUUAAACUACUAUAAGCCUUUGAAAGUUGAAACACCGGAAAAAGGGAAUUUGCAAGCUAAAAAAACAAUCUGCACACCAGGAUAUGAUUAUAUUCCUUUUCCUUCUGUAAUUACUGGUCC
Equus caballus (horse) is the source of this 2253-nucleotide messenger RNA. It is a transcript of the gene ZFPM2, whose product is annotated as zinc finger protein, FOG family member 2. Gene Ontology annotation, molecular function: RNA polymerase II-specific DNA-binding transcription factor binding. Gene Ontology annotation, cellular component: nucleus. Gene Ontology annotation, biological process: cell differentiation; negative regulation of transcription by RNA polymerase II; positive regulation of transcription by RNA polymerase II. Lineage: Eukaryota; Metazoa; Chordata; Mammalia; Perissodactyla; Equidae. The record is from RefSeq and is a predicted model, not a curated record.